UGACUAAAGUAAUAUUUUAAGCUCUACCCUGUCUUUCUGCAGGGUGUGCUGAUCUCCAAGCCCUGGACACAAUGCAGCCAACUGAGAGGAAAAGGCAGGGCUAUAUUCACGAGCUGAUUCAGACAGAAGAGCGGUACAUGGAUGACCUGCAGCUCGUCAUUGAGGUUUUUCAGAAACGGAUGGCAGAGUCGGGCUUUCUCACUGAAGGAGAGAUGGCCUUAAUCUUUGUUAACUGGAAAGAGCUCAUCAUGUCCAACACAAAGCUGCUGAAGGCCCUGAGAGUGCGGAAGAAGACCGGGGGUGAAAAGAUGCCUGUGCAGAUGAUUGGGGACAUCCUGGCGGCCGAGCUGUCCCACAUGCAGGCCUACAUCCGGUUCUGCAGCUGUCAGCUUAAUGGAGCGGCUCUGUUACAGCAGAAGACCGAUGAAGACGCAGACUUCAAAGAAUUUUUAAAGAAGCUGGCGUCCGACGCACGCUGUAAAGGCAUGCCCCUCUCCAGCUUCCUGCUGAAGCCCAUGCAGAGGAUCACCCGCUACCCUCUGAUCAUCAGAAGUAUCCUGGAAAACACACCCCAGAGCCACGUGGACCACUCCUCCCUCAAACUGGCCCUGGAGCGGGCUGAGGAGCUGUGCUCACAGGUGAAUGAGGGAGUUCGAGAGAAGGAAAACUCAGACCGGCUGGAGUGGAUUCAGGCGCAUGUCCAGUGCGAAGGUCUCGCAGAGCAACUUAUUUUCAACUCCCUCACCAACUGCUUGGGGCCCCGGAAGCUUCUGCACAAUGGAAAGCUAUACAAGACCAAGAGCAACAAGGAGCUACACGGGUUCCUUUUCAAUGACUUCUUGCUUCUCACCUACAUGGCCAAGCAGUUUGCUGUUUCCUCUGGCUCUGAGAAACUUUUCAGCUCCAAGUCCAACGCUCAGUUCAAAAUGUAUAAGACGCCCAUUUUCCUGAAUGAAGUGUUGGUGAAACUUCCACAGACCCUUCCAGCGAUGAGCCUGUCUUCCACAUUUCCCACAUUGACCGGGACAGCCUGGGUGCAGAAGAUCAAGGCGGCAUCUGAGCAGUAUAUCGACACUGAGAAGAAGAAACGAGAGAGGGCUUAUCAAG
Castor canadensis (American beaver) is the source of this 1107-nucleotide messenger RNA. Lineage: Eukaryota; Metazoa; Chordata; Mammalia; Rodentia; Castoridae. The record is from RefSeq and is a predicted model, not a curated record.